Porites evermanni is the source of this 6698-nucleotide messenger RNA. The record is from the annotation of a GenBank genome assembly. Lineage: Eukaryota; Metazoa; Cnidaria; Anthozoa; Scleractinia; Poritidae.
CUUCGGCUUGGUUUGGAAAGCGGCCAAGUGCCUGAUACUGCAUUUUCAGCCUCUUCCGUGGCAGGAUCGAAGAAAAAUGGCCCAGAACGAGCGAGGUUAAAUACACAUACUGAUAGCAAAGGUUCCGGCGAUUGGGCUUCAAAAGAGAACAACGAGAGUCAGUGGCUUCAAAUUGACCUUGGGGAGCUGGUACGAGUUAUUAAGGUGGCAACACAGGGGAAGCAGGACGCUGAUCAUUGGGCAAUACUAUUCAGUCUUUCGUACAGCUCAUGGAUGGAAGGCACUGGGCUAAAUGCAAGGAACAGUGUCGCAAGGGUCAGUCAAUACUUGAACUCCAUUCAUGUAUCAUUUUUAGGUGAGAUAGAACUCCCUCGGAAGAUUUCCAUGUGCAGCCGUGGUUUUUGCCAGAGUUAUCAUCUUAAUCCUUUAAUUGAUAGAUAAGCUCAUUAUUAACCUUACAAAUGCAGCGGAAACUCCUGUUGUUUAGUGCGAGUUUCAGAGGUUUCCAGAGUCCCGGCGGACAAAAAUGUCCGUAAAUCGCUGAGAACCUGAUGACACCUAAUAACUGUUUUAAAGGUUUUUAUGGGUAACAAGGACAGAAAUACAGUUGUGGAGCAUUGGUGUUUUUUGUCCGAUUUAUUCGUUUCUACCCUAAAGCAUGGAAUGAACUUGUAGAGAUGAGGGUAGAAGCGUACGGGUGUAGAAAUGGUACGGUUUUACAAUCAUUUUUACUUGCCUUUGCCAUACGUUUUCAGAUGUUUAAAACUCAUUAAUAAUUCAUAAAGAAAACAAAAAAAAAAUUAAAGCUUAAAAUGCUAAGUGAGUGCCUUUAUAUCUGCUAUACUUCAAAAUAACCCCAAAUCUUAAUAUUAGUGCAAGGCUGUUUAAUUACAUCCGAUUAGUCGGAAAAUAUGCCCUUUUUGUUGCAAAACUUAUUUUUGGCUAUUGCUAUGCUAAUUAGCCGAAAACUAGUCCAAAAUAAGUGGAAUUUGUGAAAGAUGCGGAUUUUUUUUGCUACUCGCUGGCCGUCAUGAUUAUCAAAGAUUUAAAACUAUUCAAGAAUGCACAAAUGAAUUACAUUAUAUUUUUAUAUUUCCUUGAUAUUUAAUCAGUGAGCGAUUAAUUCUCAGUUAAUAUGCAUUCAGUCAACUCUCUCGUAUCGGACACCUCUCUAACACGGACACCCGGUGUUGGUCCCCGUCGUUUUUUAAUCAUUUUACUGUAACUAUACUCUCUAUAAGGCGGACACCUCUCUAAGACGGACACCCGGUGUUGGUCCCUGUCGUUUUUCAAUCAUUUUACUGUAACUAUACUCUCUAUAAGAUGGACACCUCUCUACGACGGGCACCCGGUGUAGGUCCCUGUCGUUUUCCGAUCAUUUUACUGUAACAAUACUCUCUAUAAGACGGACACCUCUCUACGACGGACACCCGGUGUUGGUCCCUGUCGUUUUUCGAUCAUUUUACUCUAACUAUACUCUCCAUAAGACGGACACCUCUCUAAGACGGACACCCGGUGUUGGUCCCUGUCGUUCUUCGAUCAUUUUACUGUAGCUAUACUCUCUAUAAGACGGACACCUCUCUAAGACGGACAACGGACACUUGAGAAGUGCUUUAUGCAGCAGUGAAAAAUAGCUCUAAGACGGACAGUUAGGGUCGGUCCCGAAGGUGUCCGUCUUAGACAGAGAGAUGACUCUAUAGUUAGUGUAAAUUAAUUGAAGAUGAUUGUUUAUAGGUUGAGCAAACUUUUUAUUAUUACAGUCGACUCCCAGUAACUCCCGGUAGCUCCCGGUAGCUCGAACCUCCCGUUAACCCAAAGUAAUUUUCAUUUCCCUUCAGAUCAUUUUCAUAUAAAUUUACCGUCGAUAACUUGAACUUUUUUUUCUAUUUCCCUUGAAGGUUCGAAUUAUCGGGAGUCGACUGUAUUUAAUUUUUAUAUGUAGCACCGUCAGUAAAUAAAAUUUUCUCCCAUAGAUACUUGACACUAUAGACGACUCCCGGUAACUCGAACCCUCUACAGCACGAACCUCCCGUUAACUCGAAGUAAUUUUCAUUUCCCUUCAGAUAAUUUUCCAUAUAAAUUUACCCUGGAUAACUCGAACUCCAGAUAACUCGAACUUUUUUCUAUUUCCCUUGAAGGUUCGAAUUAUCGGGAGUCGACAAUAACUUCAUUUCCACUUGCAAUAGAUACGUUCAGUCUAGGUGUAAUUGAAAUUACUUGUUAACGACCUGAAUUUCAUGCAUUUUAAUCAUUUUCAUGAUUUUAUAGGUAUUUGGCGGUAACAUUGACCGUAACACUCCAGUUUAUCAUUUUCUUCAUCCACGGAUCUAUUGCAAGCAACUUCGAUUCCAACCGUGGUCUUGGUCAACGGGUGUCUGCAUGAGAAUAGAAGUAUACAGUUGUCAAAAAGGUAAAUAGAUGUUACAACACGAUAUUAACGACUCAUUCACGAGAGGAAGCACGCAUGGCAGUGUACCGUAUUUUCUAAACCUCCCAAAUUAUAAAAAUUUGGUCAAAAACGGGGAUAAGGGAGCGUAAUCAAAGGAGGCGCGCUUAUCGUCGUCGUAAUCAUCAUCGUCAUCAUCAUCAUCGUCAUCAUCACCACUAACACUACCACCACCACCAUCAGCAUCAUUAUCGUCAUCGUCAUCGUCAUCGUCAUCGUCAUCGUCAUCAUCAUCAUCAUCAUCAUCAUCAUCAUCAUCAACUACUCAAUAUUCAAAAGUGACUGUCACAAAAGUGAUUGCUUAAACAUAAUCACCAAUAUAAUAUUCAGACUUGGCAACCAUCGCUUACAAAUUGAAACGGGCAGACAUACAGUCCGAAAACUCUAGAAAAUCUUCGAAUUUGCCCCUUCCGCCACUUAAAUGAAGUUGAACACGAAUUACACUUUCUAUUCAAUUGUAAUCUUUACGAUAGUCUUCGAUCUAUUUUUGACAGAAGCAUUAGUAAUAGAUAGCCCCUUUUCAAUAAUUUUGACAACACUGAAAAAGCCCUCUUCAUAUUUCUCAAUGUCGGUCCUCAUAUCUACAGACUUACAGCUGCUUACAUGUGUUCUUCAAUUAUAGCCUUUAUUAUAACCUAAAUAAUGUAGGUAAUACCAUGUACUCACGCGGGAAUACUGAAAUAAAAUUGUUGUCGUCAUCAUCAUCAUCAUCAUCAUCAUCAUCAUUAUCAUCACCGUUAUUAAAUGAAGAGAAGUUCUUCGCGAUUAAAGACGCAACUUUAAUAUGCAGUUGCGAAAAGAAAUCCUGAAAAAAAUUCAGGUUUUCCGAGAUUUGAACCCUGACCUGUGCGAUUCAUUAAAUAGAUUCGUAAUACACUCGGGAAAUUGAUGAAAUUAUCAUCAUUACAGUUAUUUUAUAUUCCCCUAAACGACCCUGAGCUGUAAUAAGGUCGGCGAUCGCUAGGAACGAUGACAUACGUCUUAUGUAACUAGAAUCAGAUGCAGUAGAGAAAGAAAGCGAUAUUGUUAUGAAUAGAAUUACCCUCAUCAUCCACAUUUCGAGCAACAUUAAUGGCAUCGUUGGUAAAAUCAUCAUCAACUUCUCCUUCUCCUAAUAAUCGUCGCUAUUUAACCCAAGUUCUACAAAUAGGCGCCACGUUGGCUAUUAGCGGAGUGCGACGUAUUGUACUCAAUACUCUUUUAGGGAUGGGAGAUUUUUAUACUCUAAAGAUCCUUUCAGUGAUAAUAAUAGAGAAGGAAAAGGAAAGACAUUAAAGGACAGGUAAGGACAUUAAAUGGCGGAAAAAGACCAAUAAGGACAUAAAAGGACAAGUACGGAGAUGAGAGGACUAGUGAGCAUUCUGAAGUCAGCCAAGUGCGGUCAUUGCAAGCCCGCUGAAGAAGAAUGCUGUAUCAUGACAGACUAGAAACAAUAGGAAACUCCCAAAGCACAAACUCAGCCAAAACGCUAAAAAUCUUCAAUAUUUACUCAAGUUUGGGCUUAUAGAAGAUAAUGUCACAGUUUUUCAAUGACCAUAAAAUUCACAUUCCGGGUAGUUAGUUAAUCAAUUGUGGCCCUGAAAAAAUUUGAACGAAAAAAAACUACGAAUUUUUAAGAAAAUGCUUUUUUCGUGAGAAGGACUCUUAAAUAGCUAAAACUAUAAUUUCUCUAUGUUUGCAUUGCUCGAAAUCGCGCGCUUUUACAAGGAGCUAAAGUUUUUUGCUGACUUGCAAGGUCCCCAAAAUAAAUGGAUAAAACUCAUAGGCUAUUAGAUAUAGUCGUGUAAAGUUUGCUUAUAAUUUUUGCAUAAAUUAUAGCCUAAAUUUGGAAACCGCUGAAUUUCUCGCGUUGGGUCCUUGCGAUUUUGGUGAUUUUCGGUUCAACGCAAGGCACUAAUACCCACUAUAUGUAGCCGAGAGAUUUUCAGGAACAAAUGCCGGCAACAGCAGAAUUUCAACUCAGACUCCAAAGAGGCGUGGCACUAUAACCACGUGACAUUUACUCCGACGGCCAAACAUUUUAUGCUAUAUUGUAGAUUGAUCUAUAUGUUAUCCAUGCUAUAUGUUAGACUUACCAUCAAAUUAAAGGUGGGGAUACCAGAGAGCGUCAAAGUAGGAUGGUACCCUCACAAAAUGAUUGGGUCGAGUCACCUUAACACAACCCAAUCUAAUAGAAACUGUUUUAACCCACCUUGAUAUUUCGCAAUCGUAAAAGUGUUAAACGGAGAAAGACCAGAAAAGAAGGAGGCGAGAGUUAUGGCAGAGGGGAUAAUAAGGAUUGGGAGGUUAAAGGCCUCAGCAAAUCAGGGAUGAUGGUAAUGAUCCUGUUUCUCUUUUAAACACUUUUAGUUGGCAGCGUCUGAUUAGUCUUUCAACAUCGCAGCGUAUAUUCUGUGGGGUUCCGGUUGCACAAAUUAAAAUUAUUGUUAUGUAGAUAUGACAAUUUUUAUUUUAUAGGGCAUUUAGAAGACAGCUUUUCCAUACGCCACUGACCAUACGAAAAAAUACCACGGAAUGGUGAUAAUAGAAUUAAAUGAUAGUAAGUGAAUGAAAUGCAAUGAAUGACACAUACUGAUUGUAAUAAGUAAACGAGCUACAUGUAUUGAAGCCAAGCUGUAUAAUUAAGACCACACUAACUUAACAUUGUUAAAUAAAAAGAUACCACCAUUGAGAAAAUUAAGUGUGUCUGAAACGAGUGAACUAAUUAUAGUGAACUAUAAUUUAAAUUAAACUAUCAGCUACGUAUUUUUCAUAACCACCUCGGUCCGAAACAUAUGUCAAAAGAGAAAGCUCUCGUGGCAACUAUGCAUAUCUCACUUGUUUUCUUGUGUUUGUCCAAAGGAAUGUAAGGCUUGGCUCACAUAAGUGUAUGUUUUAAUGAAUUAUGUUUCUCCCCCAUUGUAUGAUAAUAGCUAGCUGCGACUUGCAUGCAACACUUAAAAGUAUGAUUGGUAAACUGAGUCGGAAGAAGGACAUUCGCCCAGCUGAGAAAAUGUGGGUUUAAUAAUUUGGAUUCAAAUUAUACAUUCAUCAUUAUCAUAAUGAUGAUCCUCCUUUUUUUUUCAAAACUUUCAAAGCAAGGCUAUGUCGAUAUAUGAUAUAGAAAACGUACACCAGUGUAUGUAUCAAAGAUAGCUUUGUUGACUAGUCUACGGGUGUACAGUGAUGAUUUUGUUUGUUUGUUUUGUUUUGUUUUGUUUUGUUUUUUCUAGAGUACAUUUUUUGUUUUCAUUUGCGGAAUUAUUUGAUUUGACGCAUCAACUCUUGAUAGUUUUAAAGUAUUGUUAUUUACAUGGACUUAUAAUUAUUAAUUAUUAUCAUAAAUCGUAAAUAACAAAAGAGCUUAAGGAGCUUAAAGAGAUGGUAGCUGCCAAGGCAAUCCACGUAACGCGCAAUCCAGUCUCCAGCGAAUCUACUACUUGUUCUCAGCUGCUUGCUAGUUAAUAUCUCCAGAGUGGUUUAUGUCCUCUACUUCGUUGGACAGUUUCUUUGAGGGUCGAAUAAGACGCCAUAAAAGAGCGAGGAACUCAACUAGAGUGAUAAUAGACACUCCAAUGCAGAGGCCAAGUUGACCACCAAUGGCUCCCACCAAAGCUGCAAACUGCAAGUAACGAACAAAGAUAUAAGUGUGGUGUUUUCUUGUUUGUUUGGCUUUGUAUUGGUUUUGCUUUUGUUAUGGCAGGAGUAAGUAAAAUGCAAUAGCUGAAAGUGCGUUAAUUUUCUCAGGAAAUCUCGCAAUUAUAGAAGUCUGUAAGCUUCUGUUUUGGUUCUGUAAAUGUGAGCUCUUUGUGCAACAAGAAUAACAGCAAACUGUUAGAGUCGAAAAUGUAAUGUUCAAAUGACAACAAACAUAAAUGGAAACAAGCUUUCCUUGAGGAAAGAUGAUUAUACAUAUUACAUAAUGUGCGGGUAAAAUUAUUCUGAAAAGUGGACCAAUUGUUUAUUGAGUGUGAAGAAAGUCCUUGAUGCCUCUAAAUUGUGAGUUAUAAACUAUAAAGAUUGCACUAGUAGGCAAUUGAGUUGCGGAAUUUUUCAUAGGGCAAAUCUUCUUUCAGCCACUUUUUAAAACACAAGGUUUAAACAUAGAGGAUUAUGCAAAGUACGUUGCAUCAUCAUCAUCAUCAUCAUCAUCAUCAUCAUCAUCCCUUCAUCACUUCUUUAUUAUUUAUUAAGUUAGUUUAUAUAUUUAUUUAUAUUAUUUAUUUAAUUAUUUAUUUUUUGCUGCAGUAACGUAGAUUGUGACUUUAUGUGA